CUUUUUCCGAACAUCUCUCCUAUUCUCUUGCUAGCUAGUUGGUUUCUCUGCAACAGAAAAUUACCAUGGCUCAAAUUGCAAAGAUGGAGGCCCUAACAGAGCUCAAAUGCUCGGGUGAGAAGUUCUACGAAAUAUUCCGCAGCAAAGUGCACCUCAUGCCCAAGAUCUGCCCAGACAUGGUGAAAGAUAUACAAGUACUCGAGGGUGACUGGGAAUCGACAGACUCAAUAAAGCAAUGGACUUAUGUUGCAGGAAAUUCUGAGGGGGUUAAGACAGUCGAGUCAAUAGACGAGGAAAAUAAGUCGAUCACUUACAAAGUAAUAGAUGGAGAGAUUGCAAAGAACUACAAGGUUUUUAAGUCCACUGCGCAGGUUACACCAAAGGGUAAUGGCUGCUUGGUGAAGUGGACUAUUGAAUAUGAGAAGGCAUAUGAGGAUGUCCCAACUCCUAAUAAGUACAACGACUUUACGGCCAAUAUUUCAAAGGCUGUGGAAGCAUACCUUCUCAAUGCAUAAAAAAGGACAUAUCGAUCCUUCUGUACUACUACUACUAGUACAAUAAAAGCUGAAAAGCUGAAGUUAAUUUCCUCUAAUGGCUAAUAUGUAUCUUCAUCAGGAGGAAUAUGUAUUAAUUAAUUUCUGCAA
Molecule: messenger RNA, 644 nt
Organism: Alnus glutinosa
Lineage: Eukaryota; Viridiplantae; Streptophyta; Magnoliopsida; Fagales; Betulaceae
Product: MLP-like protein 28
Exons: 2
Coding region: 66-515 (149 amino acids)
Biological process (GO): defense response
Source: RefSeq, a predicted model, not a curated record